This is a messenger RNA of Orycteropus afer afer, 546 nucleotides long. RefSeq names its product beta-lactoglobulin-2-like. The coding region runs from base 1 to 546 and encodes 181 amino acids. NCBI's taxonomy places the organism in Eukaryota, Metazoa, Chordata, Mammalia, Tubulidentata, Orycteropodidae. The transcript is spliced from 5 exons. Gene Ontology annotation, molecular function: small molecule binding. The record is from RefSeq and is a predicted model, not a curated record.
AUGAAGUACCUCCUACUCACCCUGGGCCUGGCCCUCGUCUGUGGUAUUAAGGCCGUGGACAUCGCCCAAACCAGGAAAGACCUGGACAUCAUGAAGCUGACAGGGACCUGGCACUCCAUGGUGAUGGCAGCCAGUGACCUGACCCUCCUGGAGACAGAAAAAGCCCCUCUGAGAGUGUACAUCAAGGAGAUGUGGCCCACACCCGAGAACAACCUGAAGAUCAACCUGCUUAAGAGGGUCAAUGGUUCAUGUGUGGAGAUGACCGUCAUUGCCCAGAAGACCGAGGACCCUGCUGUGUUCAUUGUCAACUACCAGGGUGAGAUGAAGGUCUCAGUGCUGGACACAGACUACGAUCACUAUCUGUUCUUCUGUGUGGAGACUCCCAUGGCCACCGAGGAGCCUAGAAAGGUGUGCCAGUACCUGGCCAGGACCCUGAGUGCCGACACUAAGAUUGUGGAAAAAUUUGAUGAGGCCCUCAAAACCCUGCCUAUGCAUGCCCAGAUCGUCCUGGACUUCUCUCAGGGCAAAGGUGAGACCCUGCUGUGA